GCGAUACAGUAUACACCCAAAUCAAAGAUGGCUGCCUACUGUGUGUGCACCUAGGAGUCAGAAGAUCGGGAGGGCUGCAUUUUGUGGACGUUAGUGAUGGCUAGUGACAUUGGAAACAUAUAGAAGUUGGCCUGUUACUGGAGGGGUUCAGAAGUGAGACAUAUUAUUGUCUUUUCCUAGUUAAUUCGUUCGUGUCGAUAUCUCCCGAGAACCUGGUGUUGCUCUUCUUGUAGGAUACUAAAGAACAGACAUGCCUGCCCAUAAGUGUUCCAUUGGCCAUCCUUGGAUAAUAGAUCUUCUUGCCAAAUAUAAGGAAAAUGCUAAAUACAAGCCUGUUACUGCCCAGGUGGUUGAGUUUGUAAAGAUGUCGGCUGUGUCCUCAGAUGACUCCCAAGGGGUAGCAGCAGUUGUACAUAUAUCUGAUAGAAAGUACUAUAUACGAGGCAUCAUCACAAGGGAAGCUCAAGUAACAUUGGAAAGAGAAGAUGAGCACUUCACAUUGGGCGACAUCAAGAACAAAAUUAUCAUCCUAAAGAAUUAUAAUGUUGUGUUUACAGCAGUGGAAGACCUAAAUAGUUGUGAAUUCUCCAUAACUGUUCACCAUUUCAGUAUAUUGCCGAUGGAAACAAACAGCGUGGACCUGUUGAACUGCAAUAUGAACCCUGCAGUGAGAAGAAAGAUCAAGGAGCUAUGGCAGAAUUACAUGGAAGAACAGGCUAUGAAUGCAUCAUCAGCUGAGAUGAGUUUAUCAGACAUAUCUCUUACUCAGUUACUGAAUAUUGCAUGUGAAGAAAAGCUCACUGCUUUAAAGUCACUUGCAGAACAGUGUCUUGAUAUUGAGCAACCUUCUAACCAGGAUACCCCACAAGCCAUGACAAAGUGGGGAAAGGAAAGAAAUAAAAACAAGGAUGCUGAUCAGUAUAAUAUCCCUUUGGAUUUGCUCCUUAUUCCACCAGAGGAGGAAGCAGCUUUGCAGCAGAUUACAACGGCAACAGUACAAGAUUCAUGCAGUAAUGAUGUGCCCAGUGACAUGGAUACCAUUGCUGACCAUCAUAGUGAAAAAGAACCUUCCUCCCCCUCUUAUAGCACUGCAUUGUCUAAUCAAAGUGAGGACUACUUCGAUGAUGUUCCUGCAACUCAGUCUGUGAAUCCUUGGAACAAAUUGCAGCCACUUAGCCUCACUUUGACAUCGAGCUCUGCUUCCCAGGCAAAAGCCUCCUUCUCCGAAGCCCAACAAAAUACAGAUGAAGAUACACUUGAGGAUGCAGAGAGUGAAGAGUCUCCAUCAUUUGCACAACAUUUAGUAGGGCCUUCAGUUCAAGGAUCAUCUGAAAGCCAGCAGGAGAGCUCUCCUCUCAUUUUUUCAGAAAGGAUGUGCAGUCGAGAAGCAAUCGAAGAAUCCAGUGAUGGACUUGAAAUGGUCACAACUCAAAGGCAGAAUGUUAGUAGCAACUCUGGCUUGACCAGUGGCCAAAGAAAAACACAUUCAGAUAGGACCACAAGCCCACCUCUAUUGUUACCUCUUAACAGAACUUCCCUAAGAAGUAUCACCAUUAGUCCAAUAAAUCGACAGACUUCCCCUAAGAGUAGGUCUUGUCUGAGUAGCCAUGGCAGGUUAUGUCCAGUUGUGUUAUCUGAUUCUGAAAGGGAGUCAAGCCCCAGUAACAUCAAACAUCUGGCCUAUCCUUCUGAUGAAAGAGCAAAAAAACAUGAAGACAAAAGUCAAUGUUACCGUCUGAGAGUAAGGAAAGCCAAGAGGAAGACGUUAUUUGCAGAUUCUGACACAUCACUUUCUGAUGCAGAAUCUCCAGAUUUGGAAUAUUUGCAAAAAAUGGAGCAGAAAAAGUUUCAUAGCAUUGCGUCUUUAGAAUUUGAGGACUUGAAUGUUCCAAAGUUAGUAGGAGAGGACUUGAAUGAAUCAGAAAAGGCUAGCAGUCAGAUGUUAGGGGGGAGAGACAGAGAUAAUUUGUUUAUUGAGAAAAAUGAGCGCAAAGAAGAAAGGGCCAUCAAUUGUGUCUUAAAUCCUAAAUUAUGCACAAAGAGCCUCAUCAAAAUGAAGCACAGGCUGCAAAGUAUAGAGAGCACCAGAUCAAAAGGGGAAACUGCAAAAAGAGAAAGUGCUAAAGCAAGCACUUCUAAGCACUUAAAUGGAUCUACAAACAAUCAAGCAAGGAGGAAAAACAUUCAACUUACCCUUGACUUCAGCAACACCCAACUGGAGCAUUAUGAUGGAACCCCUUUCCAAUAUAAAUAUACCACUCCUUCAGCAGAACUCGGUGCCCAUGUAGAAACCAUAAGGCUGCCAGCAGACCUUUGUGAAUGGGCACGAAAGAUUCUUUUGGAACCUGAGAACCAGGUCUCGUGAACAGAAUUUUUUUCUGCAGUUAAACAGCAUACUCAGAGCAGAUACUCAGAGAAGCUAUUCAAUCUGACAAUCUGAUUGAUCUUUACUUAGACUACAUUAGACUAUGUAGAAGCGCCAGUGUAAUGCUAAUGACAUGCCAGACCACAAACCACUGUAAACAUUUUUUUCUAAUGCUGGUUGAAUGUUAUUGUUAUUUUGUUUUUUUAUAUACAUCUAAAGAGAUGAAAAUUUAUAAAUUUUGUUAUAAAUCUCA
Molecule: messenger RNA, 2618 nt
Organism: Xenopus laevis (African clawed frog)
Lineage: Eukaryota; Metazoa; Chordata; Amphibia; Anura; Pipidae
Gene: acd.S
Exons: 14
Coding region: 251-2365 (704 amino acids)
Biological process (GO): telomere maintenance via telomerase; telomere capping; protein localization to chromosome, telomeric region
Cellular component (GO): nuclear telomere cap complex; chromosome, telomeric region; shelterin complex
Molecular function (GO): telomeric repeat DNA binding
Source: RefSeq, a predicted model, not a curated record